Messenger RNA from Anopheles maculipalpis, 1623 nucleotides. RefSeq lists its product as uncharacterized. The record is from RefSeq and is a predicted model, not a curated record. Lineage: Eukaryota; Metazoa; Arthropoda; Insecta; Diptera; Culicidae. The transcript is spliced from 5 exons. Gene Ontology annotation, cellular component: nucleus. Gene Ontology annotation, biological process: regulation of transcription by RNA polymerase II. Gene Ontology annotation, molecular function: RNA polymerase II transcription regulatory region sequence-specific DNA binding; DNA-binding transcription factor activity, RNA polymerase II-specific. Bases 1 to 1623 code for a protein of 540 amino acids.
AUGUUUCAAAACAGUGCCUACGGAACUCCGAUGCUAGAUGGCAAUCUGGUACAUCCUGAGAUUUACUCACAUACUCCAACAGAGGACAAAAUGGAUGUCGUAUCUCAACCUCAACUCAACAACAACAAUAUAGAGGUUGUAAAUCGCAACAGCGGCCUUGUGUUCGGUUCCACACGUCAAUGGUAUGAUAUCGAGACAAGGAAGGGUCACGAUACCCUGCACGCUUCAUUCGACACAAACCGUAGCUGGUACGUCUCGGAACAGAUUCAGCCGGCGCAAUCUACACAAAACAAUCACUUGCUAACGCCAGCCGCGUGCAAUGGUCAACCAUUCAAGACUGAUGACAACAACACAACAUCACCACAAAUCGAUGAGGAAAUUAUCCCAAAAACUGCCGAAAACAUUAUACCUGAUGGCACGUUGGAGCAGAGCAUAAUGCCACAAGUACUGCCAGCAUCACCCAGUGCUGUGGAAGCAGCAAAACCGACCGAAAUGGUUGCUGUAGUGACGAAAGUAAGUGAACGCAGGCCUAUGAAUGCGUUUCUUUUAUUUUGCAAAAGGCAUCGGCCAGUGCUGAAGAAACAUUUCCGUGAGGAAAACAGGGAUAUAACAAAAAAGCUCGGCAAAUGGUGGAAAAUACUUAAACCGGAACAGCAGAAACCCUACAAAAAGCUGGCGGAAAAGUAUAAAACCAAGUACCUGAACGUCAAUCCUGGUUAUCGUUGGUGCAAAACUUCUGCCACAGCGUGUGCAACAAACGCAGACCCAUCUUUGAACGAAGGGAAUACAGACCGAAUGGCGACCGAGCCUGACCCGGAAGCCAUAUCGCAGGAUCGUUUGGAGGCAGCCCAUACGUUGGUGCGCUUGGGUGAAGGCGUAAACAAUCGUUGCCCGCCAGCCACGAUGUCCGCCAACGGCGGACCAAUGUCCUUUACGCUGGCGGCAGAUUCGAAUAUGGGACGUUUGCGCGAACUUUAUCUCGAUAAAGCAGAUGCUGGACAGUUUAAGGAGUCGCAAUCCAAUCGAUUUUCCAUAUCAGUGCCAUGUGUAAGUAAGCCCCAGGAUCACACCGAUGAUGGUGCCGAAAACACAGCACGUACUGAACGUUCCUGCAAGGGUAAUCGCUAUCCGCAUAUUAUGAAUCAAAUGUACCCUCGCGCACAAUCAAAACGAUCUACAGUAUCAAAGAAAACGCAAAAAGUGCUCAACGGUGGUGCUAGUACCACUAGCGAUCGUGCGCUGGACGCGGGAUGUGUUCCGGAACAUACCGAAGCAGAAGCAAGGAACAAGCAGCUGGAAAUGGAACGAGACAAAGAGCUCUCUAAUAUACGCGCUAUGAAUAUCGAUCAUUUUCUAGCGAUACAGCAUAGCGAAAAAAGGCGCAAGAAAGCAAAAACUCCUGUAACGAAAGCUGCAACAAAGACUGCCAUAUUGCCGACAUCACCAGACAACCCCGAUAUUCAAGCCUCAAUAGGUGGACCUAUCAGUAAAACCGAUCACUCAACAUCCGUGCCGGAUAAUAUUGUUCCAGUGAUGGUGAAGGUUGAGCAACCGGCCAUUAAACCCGUCGGUUGCCGAAAGCGAAAACCACCGCGAGAUCGCAUUACACGGUUGGCCGUAUAA